Messenger RNA from Hyaena hyaena (striped hyena), 4892 nucleotides. It is a transcript of the gene PPP2R5E, whose product is annotated as protein phosphatase 2 regulatory subunit B'epsilon. The transcript is spliced from 14 exons. Bases 595 to 1998 code for a protein of 467 amino acids. The record is from RefSeq and is a predicted model, not a curated record. Lineage: Eukaryota; Metazoa; Chordata; Mammalia; Carnivora; Hyaenidae. Gene Ontology annotation, molecular function: protein phosphatase activator activity. Gene Ontology annotation, cellular component: protein phosphatase type 2A complex; nucleus; cytosol. Gene Ontology annotation, biological process: protein dephosphorylation; signal transduction.
UUGCGCGUGUGCCAUGGACUCAGCCGCCCGGUGAUAUUGACAAUAGGAGAGAGAAAGGGGCAUUGACGGGGACCCACCGCGGGUACCAAAGGGCGGCUCUGGCAGCGGCGGCUCCAGCUCCAGCGGCUCCUCCUCCUUCUCCUUCCUUCUCCUGCUGCCGCUGCGGAUCCAGUCUUCCUCCCUCCCUUCCCCCCCUCCCCACGUCGUCGCCGCCGCCGCCGGGUCCGGGGCAACAAGCAGAGGCGCCGCCCGCCGGGAAUGUGAGCGAGGAGCCACCGGCGGAGCCGCAACGGGGUCGGUGCCGAUUUGAUGGGACGGGCCCGCGGGGGAGGAUCGUGAGGCCGCCGCCGCCGUCGCCGCUGCCGGAGCGCUGAGGUUCAGGUCCGGCCGUGAGGCCUAGAGGCGCCGCCGCCGCGGAACCGGAGGGACGCCGCGCCGGACAGCCGUCGCCCCGGGCUCCCUGCCGCUGUCCGGACCUCCCCCAUCACGUCCCGGUCCCGCCACCCGCCCCCGCUGCGGCCCUCUCGUCGGUCUCCCGCCCCUCGAAACCACAGAUCAUCUUCGGAUUCUUCCCCAGAAGCUUCAAGUAGGGAUAUGUCCUCAGCACCAACUACUCCUCCAUCAGUGGAUAAAGUAGACGGAUUUUCUCGGAAGUCCGUCAGAAAAGCCAGACAGAAGAGGUCGCAAAGUUCCUCACAGUUUAGGUCCCAAGGCAAGCCUAUUGAGUUAACACCUCUGCCGCUGCUAAAAGACGUUCCAUCCUCAGAGCAGCCUGAACUGUUCCUAAAGAAACUUCAGCAGUGCUGUGUCAUUUUUGACUUCAUGGACACGCUAUCUGAUCUUAAAAUGAAAGAAUACAAGCGCUCCACUCUUAAUGAACUGGUGGACUACAUUACAAUAAGCAGAGGCUGUUUGACAGAGCAGACUUACCCUGAAGUAGUUAGAAUGGUAUCUUGCAAUAUAUUCAGAACUCUCCCUCCUAGUGACAGCAAUGAAUUUGAUCCAGAAGAAGACGAACCUACCCUUGAGGCAUCAUGGCCACACUUACAGCUUGUAUAUGAAUUUUUCAUACGAUUUUUGGAAAGCCAAGAAUUCCAACCCAGCAUUGCCAAAAAAUACAUAGAUCAGAAAUUUGUAUUACAGCUUUUGGAGCUAUUUGACAGCGAAGACCCUCGGGAACGGGACUACUUAAAAACAGUCUUACACAGAAUUUAUGGCAAAUUUCUUGGUCUUAGAGCAUUUAUCCGAAAACAGAUUAACAAUAUUUUUCUAAGGUUUGUUUAUGAAACAGAACACUUCAAUGGUGUAGCUGAACUGCUGGAAAUAUUAGGAAGUAUUAUCAAUGGCUUUGCUUUACCUCUUAAGGCAGAACACAAACAGUUUCUGGUGAAAGUGUUGAUCCCUUUACACACUGUCAGGAGCCUGUCACUCUUCCAUGCCCAGCUGGCAUAUUGCAUAGUACAGUUUUUGGAGAAAGAUCCUUCACUCACAGAACCAGUUAUUAGGGGGUUAAUGAAAUUUUGGCCUAAAACAUGUAGUCAGAAAGAGGUCAUGUUCCUUGGGGAGCUGGAAGAAAUAUUGGAUGUGAUCGAACCCUCACAGUUUGUUAAAAUUCAGGAACCUUUGUUUAAACAAAUUGCCAAGUGUGUAUCUAGCCCCCAUUUUCAGGUGGCAGAAAGGGCACUGUAUUAUUGGAAUAAUGAAUACAUCAUGAGUUUGAUAGAAGAAAACUCGAAUGUCAUCCUUCCCAUCAUGUUUUCCAGUCUUUAUAGGAUUUCAAAAGAACAUUGGAAUCCGGCUAUCGUGGCGCUAGUGUACAAUGUGUUGAAGGCCUUUAUGGAAAUGAACAGCACCAUGUUUGAUGAGCUGACAGCCACAUACAAGUCAGAUCGUCAGCGUGAGAAAAAGAAAGAAAAGGAACGUGAAGAAUUAUGGAAAAAACUGGAGGAUCUGGAGUUAAAGAGAGGUCUUAGACGUGAUGGCAUAAUUCCAACUUAACAGAAGUAAUGACAGCACCAUCACUAACCUGUGGAGUCACACAUUUAUGUAGUAGAAGAUGGAGCAACAGUUUUCUGUAUUGUGCAACUUUGCAGUAGAUUUCACAUUUGUUUCAUUAUUACAACAGCACUGUAUAUACCUGUCUCUAAGUAAAGGAAAAAAAAAAUAAGGACUUCAGUCCAAAGUUUGGACAGUAGAUGGACUUCUCAGAACUUUGCAAACAUAAUCAUUGUUCUAACCCUCUUUAAAAAACAAAAACAAAAAACAAAAAACAAAAAAAAAGCAGUCUUCAGAGAUCUGUUGAUGAAAUUGCUAUGUUAAAAUUCUAUUAUCAGGAGUUCCUUAUUUAUCCUUAGCAGAGAGUAUGAAACAACUUUCAAAUGUGAACAAUCUUAAAUUUAGCUUGUCUUUCUGCUAAGCUGUUAAAUGUAUUUAUAGUAAAGGAAGAAAAAAAAAAAAGACUGUCAUUUCCUUAUCAGUUUGUAUAACAUCCUCCUCUGGAUAACUUGACUGUAAUUUAACAUCUUUUCCUUUUGCACAUCUUCAUGAGUUGAAUGUCCAUGUGGAAGGGGGCCAUGAAUUGUAAAGGUCCCUGACAAAAGUUUUGUUUACUGGAGUGAACAUCUUUCCAGUAACCAGGUAGUCCUGGUACUCCUUUAGUUUUAAAAUUAGGAGUAAAAGAGAAGAGGUGAUAAACAUAGUAGGGAAGGGAAUUUUGGAUUCACGCAUCUAGUUUAUGGUGAAUCCAAAUCAAUGUCUUGAAUCCUUUGAAAACAGGACAUCGUAGGCUUCAGUACCUGACCAGUAUUAGUUGCAUCCAUCAUUGAACACACAUACCAGAGAUGUUUGAGAAAUGUCAGAAAACAUCCUUUUGGACCAUUUUGUAAUAAGAAAGACAAACACUAAACAGUACAACCACAAGAUCGAUCACGAGGAUUGCGAAUCUAAUUGGGAAGAGAGUUGAGCAAACAGCUUGGACUGUUUGGAGUUGUUGCCUUACUUUUUAAUAUGUAUUUAUAAAGUAUUCCAGCAAAAGAGGAUGUAGCCUCUGGGACAAACAAACAAACAAACAUAUUACAGUGUUUUUUGUAGAUUCUCAUUCUAUAUCUCAUCACAGCGCCAGCCCUGUUUUUAGCCAGAAAGGAUUCAGGAUAAACACGACUAUGCAUUCCGAAUUGGAUGCAUAUUCCUAACUACUGUAUUUGUUACCAAAAGCGGUUCUACAAAUGCUACUGAAAAAAAAAAAUCUGGAAAUCCCUAAUGUCCUGAGUAUUAAUAAUAAAGUUUAAAAAUGCUUUUGUAUCAAAGGUGCAUUGUGACCAAAUUGUUUAAGAAGAACACAGAACACAAAUCAAAAUUUAGGGCUGUCUUAUAGAUCUAUAUCUUAUUGGCUCUCUGCUUUGUAUUUACAAGAGGACUCUUACAUCUUGGGGAGAUAAAAUGCUGAUGAAAUUUGUGUCCAGUAUGUACUUCCCUGAUGCGGUUGCAUUAUUAUGUACUGAAAGAUACAUAUUUUGGAAUUUAUUUUCAGGAUGCUUUUGCUUGUGGACGCGGCAGCAGUGAGUUGAUAAUCCUAAACCAACACCUCCAGCAGUAUUCGUGGCAGAGGGGCUGAUUCCGUGUUCAUGUACUGAAUUGUGAUGGUAGCAAACAUGAACAUAUGAAAUGUUGUUGCUCUUCGUAGAAAUAUACUAUCAUUAUGGACUUGUAUAUUUUCUUCCUUCCACUUCAGUAUAAAGUAGAAUAUGCAGUUUUAUCAUUUCCAAGAAAAAAGAAAAAAAAAAAAGCCGCUGACCUUUCUCCCCUGUUAAGUGUUUCAGGAUUAUCAGGUCACAGUUUGUGUGUGAAAAGUCCGCUAAUUAUGGAUAUUGUCAUCUCAGUAACUUUGUAAAACAAAAACAAAACUUGGCUAUGUUAAUUCUCAAAAAGAAACCGCAGUAAAAAAGUCAUAUGCAACACCCAACACAACAUGGUUUAAUGGAAUGAAGAGAUUUUUUUUUUUUUUUUUAAAGAACCUUAAUGGGGAUUCAAUGUAAAGCUGGCAGAGGCUGCCGAAAUGAAAAAACUUACUUUAAAAGUGCUGGAGCAAAGGUGCAAGUUCAAACACUAAAGAUAAAAAAUAAAUUUGUAACAAAUCAUCUCCUUUAGCUCUUUUGAUUUGAGCCCCAUUAGUUUUGAGUCUGCAUUACAUUUGUUUCUGACAGUAUAAACUUGUUUGCCAUUAAUUCAUCUUUUUAGAUAGAGGACAUUUAAAAUCACAGGUCAUGGACUCCCCCUGCCCAUUACAACGAAAUGCAGUCAUUUGCGAUGAGAAAGACAAGGAUCCUGUCUUGCACCUUUCCCUGCCUCCAAGCAAAGGUGAGGACUGCACAGAUACCCUUGAAGUUGAAUCUGUAAUGUUGACCAUUCCAAACCGAGAAGAACAAAACCGAGUUUUAGACAUACAUGCAGAAGCAAUUAUAAAUACAUGUCUAAAAUGUAUAGGGCAACUUCUGAGAAGAAACACUGUCUUUUGUUUUAUAAACAGAAAGUGACAAUGUGACAUCUGUCAUGUUGUAUCUGGUGGCGCAGAGUAACUGAGGUGACCUGACUGUUGCACUCUGUGACAUAGUCAAGGCCGUACUUGCUGCAUUCACAGCAGCCCUCUCUCUCUGUCCUUUCCCAUAUUUCUGCUGUUGCUGCAGCCUGACUUAAUUGUGACAAAUGCAUCUUUGUGUUCUAUUUUGUUGGCUUCAUAAUCUCCAGAACUAUAUAUAAAUAUAUUUUUUAAAUAGCAAAUAUUGUAGUUAGUGAGUGACGAUCACUCCAACCUCAUCCCUACCAUAUUGGUUUUAGGGGUAGGAUAAAGAGUGUCUUUGGAAGGAGAAAAAAAAAAAAAAACAACAACAAAAACA